Molecule: messenger RNA, 2396 nt
Organism: Centropristis striata (black sea bass)
Lineage: Eukaryota; Metazoa; Chordata; Actinopteri; Perciformes; Serranidae
Product: sialic acid-binding Ig-like lectin 10
Exons: 10
Coding region: 114-2396 (760 amino acids)
Source: RefSeq, a predicted model, not a curated record
UCUGUGUUCAGUAAAUGAUUACAUUGAAUUUGUACAUAUAACUGUAGAAAAGUUCACUUAUGGUAUGUAGAACCGUUUGUGAACCGAUGUCACAAAGUGGUUUAUGACAACAAAUGUCAGGGCAGUCACACCCCUGGGUGAAGUGUGUUAAUCUCAAGAUUUGCAGAGUCAGCGGCGGUGCUUCCUCUGGUUCAGUUCCUCUGUGUUUGUUGCACUUACAGUGUAAAGUUUGUGUCCAGUGGAGGGAGAGAGUGACUGUCAACCACCACAUCAGGAUGUUCCUUCUCAUCUGGGCGACUCUGGUCUCCUCCCUGAGAGGAAGCAGUGCUGAUGCAGGUGCACCAGUGUGGGGAAGACAAGACUGUAGAAAUGGAUACUGUAUCACACUGAGUGAAGGAGCUAUAACAGCAGAGGCUGGACUCUGUGUUGUGAUACCGUGUUCAUUCACUGUUUACUACUAUACUCGCUUUACACCCCAACAUAUGGUUUGGUCUAAAUGUGAAGGAAGAUGUAGAGAUCAAGACAUCAUACUGGACUCCAACAACAACAACAGGGUUCAGUCUGGGUUCAAAGGACGAGUUUCACUGUUGGAGCCUGACGUGAAUCAGAGGACCUGCAGCAUCAUCAUCAAUGACCUCACUGAGUCAGACUCUGGAUCAUAUCAGUUCAGAUCUAAUGGUCUCGUUAACCGGCAGACAAGUGGAUUUAAUUUCCCCACAAAAGCAACUUUCUCUGUUAAAGGUCUGACCCAGAAGCCCACAGUGAUGGUUCCUCCUCUGACAGAGGGACAGCAGACCACACUGACCUGCACUGCUCCUGGUCUCUGCUCUGGAUCUGUUCCUACAAUCACCUGGACGUGGAGAGGAGCAGGAGAGGACGACUCUCACAUCUCAGGAAACAUCACAGCCUUCAAGACUGAGAAUCUGACUGCUGUCACUCAGAGACACAGCUCAACUUUGACCUUUAACUCUUCAGCUGAACACCACGGCAGCAUUAUCACCUGUAAGGUCGGCUUCACAAACGGCAUCACCACAGAGGAGACGGUGACUCUGAAUGUGACCUAUGUGAAGGAAGUUAAAGUCACUGGGAACAUCAGAGUGAAGGAGGGAGAGACGCUGAAUCUGACCUGCAGUGUUGAAAGUUUCCCUCCAGCUCUCAUCACGUGGACUAAACUUUCAGACGAAAACAUGCAAAAUGGAACCGAAAUGAAUCUACACAACAACACUGAGACCUUCCCAAAGGAAGAGAGUGGAAUCAGCACUUUCUCCAUCUCUAAUGUUACUACAAAAGAUUCUGGAGUGUAUAUCUGCACGGCCAAAUAUGUGACUGACACCCUGGUGAAAGAAGUUGACGUAGCAGUGACGUAUGUGAGGGAACCUAUAAUCAGCGGGGACACAUCUGUAAAGGAAGGAGAUUCUCUGAAUCUGACGUGCAGUGUUGAAAGUUUUCCUCCGGCUCCUAUCACAUGGACUGUACUCGGCUCCAACACAAACCUGUACGAUGGACUUGAUGCUGACCUGCAGAACAACUCGGGCUCUGCUGCACUCUUUCUCCCUAAUGUGACUGUUCAACACUCUGGACGGUACAUCUGUACAGCCAAACAUCUGGACCGCACUGUGACUGCAUCUGCUGAAGUAACUGUGACCUGGUUUUCAAACAUCCUAAGCUCCGGCUGUGAGCUCCAGUCAGACGUCCUGACCUGUGUGUGUGUCACUGAAGGGUUUCCUUUACCCACCGUUAGAUGGCCACUGCUGAAGAACCAGGCUGAGUACUCAGUCACUACCACAGUGACAAACCACACAGUCAGCAGCACUGUAACCUUAAAUAUAAACCACCACAGCAACACUUCUGUUGAGUGCAUCAGCAGCCAUCAGAAUGGGGAAGCAAAGAAACCCCUCACCAUCCAAAUGAACCCGUCAGAACCAAAGGUUGCAGAUCCAUCCAAAGAAGUAUUAAAGAUAGUUUCCCGGCUGGAGGUCAUCAUUGCCUUUCUGAUCGGGAUUCUGAUUUCAGCAGUCCUUUGCUGUUUGGCAAUAAAAUGUCAUAAAAGAAAGAAACAGAGCAGCUCUGUAAACCUGAAUGACACUCUGGAGAUGGUGACCAGUCAAGAUGAACCUCUGAUCAGUGCUGAUGGAGAAGUGGAAUAUGAUCAGACCUACUACCAGGACACAGUGGAGGAAGAAGGAGCUGUGGCAGCAGAGCGAGCUGCUCCUGAUCCUGAUGGAGGACCAAACGAUGUCGAGUACGCCAGCAUCGACUUCUCCGUGUUGAAGAAGAGACCCAGGGAGGCAGCGAAGGAGCGAGAGACCACCGAGACGGAGUACGCUGAAAUUAAGAAAGAAGUACAAGAGGAAAGAGAUGAGGAUGGCGGAGAGGGAGAGCUGCUGAGUUUCUGA